AUGGUUCUCCGAUUUCCGUCGUAUGAUACCAAUUCUGAAACCCUAGCCUCUUCCUCAGCAGCUCCAAUUUCAAAGGAGGAAGACAAUCUCUACCAAAGGCUGAUAUUGCAUGCACAUUCUACUGUCUCCAUUCUUCCAAUAAUUAAGCAGUGGGUUAGUGAAGGAAAGUCCGUUAAGUAUGAGGACCUCAAGAAAGCUAUCAAACAACUCAAGGCAUUACGGCGCUUCAAGCAUGCUCUCCAGAUUUAUGAAUGGAUUAACAACUCUGAGCGUCUUUAUCUAUCACCUGGAGAUGUUGCAGUUCGGCUGGAUCUGAUAUCAAAAGCUAACGGUCUGAAAGCAGCAGAGAAGUAUUUCGCUAGCACUCCAGAUAUUCUGAGAGCUUCUUGUGUGUAUGGUGCUCUUUUAAACUGCUAUGCCGAUGCAAAAUCAUGGAGUAAAGUGGAAGGAACAAUGCAAAAGAUGAGGGAUUUGCAGGAUGCUACUUUAGUGACUUAUACUAUUAUGAUGAACCUUUAUGCUAAAAUGGGAAACCUUGAGAAACUACACUUGUUAGUGCAAGAGAUGGAAUAUAAAGGAAUUGCAGGUGAUAGUAUCUCCUAUAAUAUCCGCUUAAAUGCAUAUGCAUCUGUUCCUGAUGUAAUAGGGAUGGAAAAGCUUUUGAUGAAGAUGGAAGAAGAUCCUCCGCUGAUUGAAUGGGAUGCUUAUGCAGUAGCUGCCAAGGGCUACAUGAAAGCUGGUGAUGUAGAAAAGGCUUCAGAGUUAGAUGAUAUUGAUGGCUCAGAGAAGAUAUUUGCUGAGUGGGAAGCGGAUAAAGUAAAUUUUGACAUUAGAAUUCCAAAUUUUCUCAUAUGCAUUUACUGCAAAAAGGGUCAUUUGGAAAAGGCUGAAUCUGUUAUUGAAAGACUCUUGGAGAGUGGGCUGAUGAGGAGAAACUAUAGGGCAUGGGAUGAUCUGGCACAGGGAUAUUGUUCACAAAAUCAGAUGGAGAAGGCAGUUGAGACAUUGAAGAGAGCAAUCUUGUUGAAUGGAGACUCUGAAAGAGCAGAAGAGAUUAAACGAUUGCUUGAGGAGCGAGGCGUCUUCUCAGCCGGAUGGUUUUGUUUAACUGAUUAUAUAAAACUGGAAAAAUACAAAUCUGAUGGUGGUUUUGGUAGCAGUCCAUGUUAUGUUUGUGUUUUUCUUUCUUCAGCCUAG
Messenger RNA from Nicotiana attenuata, 1197 nucleotides. Its product is annotated as pentatricopeptide repeat-containing protein At2g20710, mitochondrial-like. Gene Ontology annotation, molecular function: protein binding. The record is from RefSeq and is a predicted model, not a curated record. The transcript has 5 exons. Gene Ontology annotation, cellular component: mitochondrion. NCBI's taxonomy places the organism in Eukaryota, Viridiplantae, Streptophyta, Magnoliopsida, Solanales, Solanaceae. Bases 1 to 1197 code for a protein of 398 amino acids.